Naegleria lovaniensis is the source of this 1716-nucleotide messenger RNA. RefSeq lists its product as uncharacterized. Gene Ontology annotation, cellular component: plasma membrane. Gene Ontology annotation, biological process: Ras protein signal transduction; positive regulation of GTPase activity. Gene Ontology annotation, molecular function: guanyl-nucleotide exchange factor activity. The transcript has a single exon. The record is from RefSeq and is a predicted model, not a curated record. The coding region runs from base 1 to 1716 and encodes 571 amino acids. NCBI's taxonomy places the organism in Eukaryota, Heterolobosea, Eutetramitea, Acrasida, Naegleriidae.
AUGGAAAGUAAUGAGAAUGUGAAAAAAGAAAUUUUUGACGUCUAUGAACAGUUAUUCCCAACUUUGGAAUUAUUCAUCAAAUUUUUGGUAUCACAAAAGGAUCAAGAAAUACGACAGCAAUUGCUAAAAUACUUGUUGGAAAAUUAUAUUUGCGAUGUUGAAAGAUAUUCCAUGUACAAAUCGAUACAAUCCUUUGUUGAAAUUUCAAAUACUUUGGAAAUGGAGGAUUUACAGAGAAUACUUGUUGAAAAAGCCAUGCACGUGACCGAUUGGAAAUAUCCUAAUGCAUUUUCAUCAUGGAGUGAAUUUUUGAAAUCAUUUGAAGGAACUUUUUCAUUAGAGCCAAAUGAAAAUGGUGUUUCAGAAAAUGUGAAAAUUACCAAUUCAUCAUUCAAAGAGAGCUCAUUCAAUAUUUCGAAAUGUAUUGGACCUAUUCGACCUCCUCUUGUCCUAUUUUUCAAUCAUCCCAAAGUUAUUGCAGAGCAUUUAACAGCAAUGGAUUCUCUUCUAUUUAGAAAUGUAAAUACUCAUAAGGAUCUUGCAAUGGAACGAUAUACAUGCUUGAAUGGUCAAUCGGCUCCACUUCACAAACACGAGUCUUCGAGAUAUUCCGCUACCACAUGCCCUUCUCUUUCUCUAUAUAUUGAAUUUUUCAACAAACUUGGAGUUUUUACAAAAUUUUGUAUAUUUUACAAGGAUUUAACUGUUGAUCAGAGAGCAACAUGCAUUGAACGACUGAUCAUCAUUUGUGAACAUUUAGAACGACUUGGAAAUUACAACAGCUUGAUGGCAAUUUACUCGGCAUUGACCAGCCAAUCCGUGAGCAGAAUGAAAAAUGUUUGGGACAAAGUGAGUGAAUCUUCACAAAAUUAUAUUCGCCACCUCGAGCAUUUAUUCAUGAUCAGAAAAAAGUUUGAAAAUUUGAGGCGAGCUCAAUUUACCAGACAACCUCCUCUUAUUCCAUAUUUUGGAAUUUUCAUGACAGAAAUGACACAAAUAGAAUCUAUUCACAACAUCUAUCUCGACAACAUUUCUUCCUCACAUGUGAACAUGGCUAAAUUGCAUCAAAUUUACAAAAUACAUCAACAAAUUGAGACGUGUCAAUUACAUGCCAGAGAAUAUUUGACACAAAUUCCUCUCAACACCAAUUUAUUCAAUCAACUUCAUGAUGAAAUUAUUGGUUUUGACAUUUUUCGGUUAGAGUCAGUGAUACCAACAUUGAAAGAUGGGAAAACUCCUUCUCGAUCCAUGAGCAUUGACAGUAUUUCUUCCACAGGUACUGACGGUGCACUCACUCCCCGAGUAUUGACAGUUUUCUCAGAGAAUAGUUCUACCACCACAAAUGAAAGCACAAGUCUUCUCACAGUUCCAACCUAUGAAGACUCUUCUCCGCAAACUACUCCACGAGGAGGAAAACGAAAGAAUCUUGCAGAGGUGGCCGAUAAGGAAUUUUUAACUCAAUCACUCUUGAUUUAUCCAAAAUCUAGAUCCAAUUCUAAUAAUGCAAGUAGCUUUUUUGGAGGUCUUCUUGAGAGACUUUCACCAAAGCGAUUAAGUUUCUCCAUGUCACCGACAAGUAACAAUAAUUUAGAUUCAACCUCUACAGCAGGAAACACGCCAGUAGUUUCUCCACGAUUGAAGAAAUUUUCAGAUAGCGAACCAACACUUUCUCCAAGAAUGCGUGAAGUUAGAAAUCUCGCUGAUUACAUCAAGUGA